GUGGUGUCUCGGGAAGCUUGGUGCCAAACUUUAAGCCUUCAUCAUGAAACUGUGCAUAGUGCUCGCUGGGGGACUGGCGUUCUUGUUGCACGCCUUAACCUUUGUCGAUUGUAACGUCCCCAGAACGGCCCAGGAAAUGCUGACCCAGAACUUGUGCAUCUGUCCUUGCGGCAAUCCGAAAGGGGGAAAACUUUACCAAGUUUCGUAUGAUGUGGUGGAGAACUGGUACGAUGCCGUGGCGCACUGUAACGCGUUGGGAAUGUCGAUUGCGUCGAUCGAGGACGCUAGUCAGCACGUGCAACUUCAGCAAUACUUGUUCACACACCGCUACAACCGCAACGUGCAGUACUGGAUCGGUGCAAACAACCUGGUCUCGGGUCGCAAGCUCCGGUGGGGUCUCACCGACCGGGAGGUGCAUAACGCAAACUGGGUCGGCGCCAGGGAACCGCGUUUCGGUCCUUCGCAUGCGCUUUGUGCCACCAUCAAUGGAUAUAGCAUGUUAUGGUCCGGAUCGGACUGUGAAGCGAAAUCAAGGCAGGUGAUUUGUGAAUAUUGAACAAAGCAAUAAAAUAGAAUAAAUGUGUGG
Anopheles coustani is the source of this 586-nucleotide messenger RNA. RefSeq lists its product as uncharacterized. The transcript has 3 exons. The record is from RefSeq and is a predicted model, not a curated record. NCBI's taxonomy places the organism in Eukaryota, Metazoa, Arthropoda, Insecta, Diptera, Culicidae. The coding region runs from base 44 to 556 and encodes 170 amino acids.